AAGAAGAAGAAGAAGAAGAAGAAGAAGAAGAAGAAGAAGAAGAAGAAGAAGAAGAAGAAGAAGAAGAAGAAGAAGAAGAAGAAGAAGAAGAAGAAAAAGAAGAAGAAGAAGAAGAAGAAGAAGAAGAAGAAGAAGAAGAAGAAGAAGAAGAAGAAGAAGAAGAAGAAGAAGAAGAAGAAAGCAAUGAUAAUCGCACAACAAUGUCAACCAUCACUCUAUACCAUUACACGAACGAAAAAGGCGCUGCUGCAAUUAUAAAAUCGGGAUACCUAAAAGCAUCCAAUCUUACAACGGAUGCCACAUUCGGAAAAGGCGUUUACUUCACCAGUAUGUCACCUGUCGAAUCCAAGUUAGCCAUAGCCAGAAACAACUGGGAUGGCAAAGUAAAAAGUCUUGCAAGUAAAAUGGUGAAAGCGGGAAGACUUGAUUAUUACAUUGCUGUUACAUUUAAAGAAAGAGAUCGUAAAUUAAAACAAGCUUCAUGCAAUCGAGAUGUGUAUGUUUACAAAGAAGACCUGAUCCUGGAUCAUUUUAAUUACGUAAUCAAUGAAUUUGAUGAGUUUUUCGAUGCUGAAUCCUUUGUUGAAGCAGUUGGGAUUAUCGCUUUAUACUUGCACACACUUGUUGAAGAUUAAUUAUAAGAACGAUACAGAAACGCUUGUGUUUUGUAAGUUAUGCACUACGUCAUUUGUUAAACAUAGAUAUUUAGUAUUUUAGGAAGUAAAGAAGAAUUGGUCUGGUUAUAAAA
Hydractinia symbiolongicarpus is the source of this 748-nucleotide messenger RNA. RefSeq lists its product as uncharacterized. Bases 201 to 635 code for a protein of 144 amino acids. NCBI's taxonomy places the organism in Eukaryota, Metazoa, Cnidaria, Hydrozoa, Anthoathecata, Hydractiniidae. The transcript has 2 exons. The record is from RefSeq and is a predicted model, not a curated record.